Messenger RNA from Paramecium tetraurelia, 582 nucleotides. RefSeq lists its product as uncharacterized. The transcript has a single exon. NCBI's taxonomy places the organism in Eukaryota, Ciliophora, Oligohymenophorea, Peniculida, Parameciidae. The record is from RefSeq and is a predicted model, not a curated record.
AUGUUUCAGAUUAAAUCAGAUAAUAGAUUAAACAGAUAUGAAUCGAUUGAAAUUGAACGCCCUAAGACAUCCAUGGAUCAGAAUAGCUUAGAAAGGGAGAAUCGCGAAUUAUAAAUUUAGUUAUAGAAAUUCAAGGAAUUAUAUUAAUAACAAAAGCAUUAUUUCUAAUGCUAAUAAGAGCAAUUUCUUGAUUUGCAAGAGAAGUACGAGGGAAGUGUAUCUAAGAUAAGUGAAUUGGAGGAGUAGUUGUAUUAAUAAAGUGAAAAUUAAGAGCAAACUUAGCUUUGUGUCUCUUUACUAUAAGAUCUUCAAGGCUUGGAAUAUUUAGUCAAUAAGAUGAAGCUCUUGAUACCGAAUAAACAAGCAUUAAAUUUGAUUGGCCAAAUCUAGAAAACCUAUGAGCAAUUAAGAAAUAAAGAAUCGGUUCCUUGUGAGCAAUAGAUUUAUCACAAGUUGUUAACAGCUCUCGAUAAGAAGUUAAACGAUAUCAUUAACAAUGACAAGGAAAAUUGCAACAUGAAUACGAAUAUUCAGGAGUCACAACCCAAACUGAAAACUUACUUGUCCUAAAAAAUGAUGUGA